This is a messenger RNA of Amaranthus tricolor (Joseph's coat), 1733 nucleotides long. RefSeq names its product BRI1 kinase inhibitor 1. Bases 139 to 1170 code for a protein of 343 amino acids. Gene Ontology annotation, cellular component: plasma membrane. The record is from RefSeq and is a predicted model, not a curated record. Lineage: Eukaryota; Viridiplantae; Streptophyta; Magnoliopsida; Caryophyllales; Amaranthaceae. The transcript has 2 exons. Gene Ontology annotation, molecular function: kinase inhibitor activity.
GUCAUUUCUCCAUAUGCCCAUUAACCAUUAUAUUGUCUUUUCCAAAACCUCAUUAGUCAUUUCUUACUUAUCUCUCAGACCUCAUCUUCUCCUCUCAAUACUCUGUAUUCACAAUUGCCGCCCAUCCGUACAAAUUCAAUGGAAACUCAUCAACAACAACAACAAACUAAACCCAUCAUCUCCCCAUCAUCUUCUCCUGCACAUGAAUUCUCCUUCACCAUUUCCUUACAAUGUUCCUCAACAACAACAAUUACAAACAACCCAUUAAACCCAUCAUCAUCAUCAUCAUCAUCAUCAUCAUCAAAUUCUUUACCCACAAAAAGUCCAUUAACCGCCAUUGAUUUAUCUCCAGCAGAUGAAAUAUUCUUCCAUGGUCAUUUACUUCCUCUUCACUUCCUUUCUCAUCGCCCAUCAACACAUUCUUUGGACAGUUUUACCCUUCCUGUAAUUCCUGAUUCAUCACAUGCCAUCACCAGAACAGAAGAUAAAGCUGAAAAAGUCGAAGAACACGACGAAGAUGAUGAUGAUGAUCAAGAUGAUGAUCAUUGCAUCUCAUUUAAUAAAGAUGUAAUUGAUCAUAUUCAGUUCAAUAAAUGCAGAGCAGAACAAAGAAUCAACAAUACUCAUAAAUCUAAGUCUUUUUCUUUAUUUGGGUUAUCCAAGUGGAAAAAAACUUCUUCUGGGUUAGAAAACAAGGAGAAAUUGGAGAACGAUGAUAUUAAUAAUAAUAAGAGAAGGAAGGUGAAAUUUGAUGUAAGUCAAAUGGUAAAAAGGUAUAUAAAAAUGGUAAAGCCAUUAUUAACAGCAAGAGGAGGAAGGAGAGAAAACAAGAUCAUAAGAGGUGGUGGAAGAUCACAAUCAUAUUCAUUUUCAGGAACAGCUACUCCAAAACAAAAUUAUUAUAAUAAUAAUAAUAAUAAUAAUAAUAAUAAUAAUAAUAAUAAUAAUAAUAUAAGAGGAAGAAGAAGAGGAGAGUAUUCAGCACCAGCUUCAAUGAGAACUUCCCCAACAAAUAGUGGAGUAUUAGUAGCCACACCACUAAAUAGUGUAAGUGUAAGUGAUAGUACUAUGGAAGAAUUACACUCUGCUAUUCAAGCUGCUAUUGCUCAUUGUAAGAAUUCUAUUUCUGUUCAUCAACAAGAUUUACCUACUUCUCUUCCUGUUGUAUGAGACUGUCUCACAGUAAGACGACCUCAAAACAAGAAGCCUAAAAGAUAAAAGUUUUUAUUAUUGGACUAUUUAACCCAUGUAUGAGACAUAUCUCACUGUGAGACUGUCUAAUACAACAAUUUGUGGUUCUUUGUUAGUUAGAAUUUUGUUACAUACAAUUGUUAACAAAACAUACACUUAUCCAUCUCCAUGUUGGAGUGACUUCUGCUUAGACGAGGUUUUUAGAAUAUCCGAUGUGUAUAUAAUUCUAUUUUUGUAAUAAUAAAUGUUCUUUUUUUGAAUUUUGAAAAAUACGUAUGGUACACACUAUAAUUUUACGUUUUUGAUCAGUCUACUACAAUAUUAGAAAAAUACCAUCAAAAAAUUCGAUAGUAAUUUUGUUUAAUACUCUCUUUGUUCCAUUUUUCUCCAUGUUGGAGUGACUUCUGCUUAGACGGGAUUUUUAGAAUGUCCGAUGUAUAUAUAAUUUUAUUUUACUGUCAAAAAAGUCAAUAAUAAUUUUGUUUAUUAUUACUCUCUUCGUUCUAUAUAGUACGCUACAUAUUAUGAUUUUACGUUUUUGA